GAAGAAAGGAACGUCUGCGUGUUUAACAGAAAGAGAGUAAGAGAGAUAGAGAGAGAGAGAGGGAGCGUGGCACCACUUCACUGAGCAGAGUAAAUAGUAAAGAGCUGAGACUGGGACUGUCCAACUACUUGGACACAGAGAAGCACAGCAAACACAGGGCACCAUCUACAACAAUGAAUGACAUCAAAGUGGCCCUGCUGGGCAGUGAGGGAGCAGGCAAAUCUGCGGUUUUGGUGAGAUUCUUGACCAAGCGAUUCAUAGGAGAAUAUGCGUCAAAUACCAACUCCUUAUACCAUAAAAGGCUCUCCAUUGAUGGAAGACAGUUGAACUUGGAAGUCUUUGAUCCGUGCUCACAGGACCUCUGUAUGCCCCCCACCCCCUGGCAGACUGAAGAAAGCAGAUGUAUCCUAGAGGAACCACUGGACUGGGCUGAUGGCUUUGUGGUGGUGUACACCAUCAGCGACCGUACGUCCUUCCUAAAUGCCAAAAACAUCCUGGCGCAGAUCAAAGAGAGUCGUCGAGAGACCUGUAAAGGGGAGGUUCCCAUCUGCCUGGUGGGUAACAAGCAGGACUUAUGCCACAGCCGCCAAGUGAGUGAAGAGGAGGGCCGCUCUCUGGCCCAGGAGAACAAAUGCCUCUUCCAGGAGGUUUCGGCAGCUGAGAACUACCUGGAGAUCUCAAACCUCUUCACAAAGCUCAUCCGCCAUGUGAUGGAACAGCUUAAGCAUAGAGGCGACCGCAGGCGGUACAGUGGCUCCAAAUCCAUGGCCAAGCUCAUUAACAAUGUCUUUGGCAAGAGGAGAAAGUCUGUUUGAGUGCAGAACAUGAAAGAGCCCAGAAAAGAGCAAUGAGUCAGUCUCCAUUGAAUCAGUAAUGGAGAUUUGUCCCUGUUAAACCUGAUGUUCUUGGAAAGGUUUUAUGUGUAUGAAUAGAAGUAUGCUUUGAUACAUAGUGCAAAUUCAAAUUCAAACCACUAUGAGAAAUCCCACGCAGCCAAGAUCAUCAUAUAGAGCAGUGGUUCUCAAACUUUUUGACUCCAAAUCCCCCCUCCACAUUGUCAACGAUAUUUGACGGCCCCAUGACUUUUUCAGGUGUUCAUGAUUUACUAAAGAUUUUUUACUCUAGAUUAUUUAUUCAUUUACAUGACUUUUCCCACAAUGAGGCCACUGUAUAAUUAGCGAGGGUAAAGAGGUACUAGUUAUAAACAAUUAAAACAAAUAAAGGUACUGUAUGUGUAUAUACAACCCUAUUGCUUUACAGUAUCAGCCCAGCUGACACAGUAUCCCAAUGACACAUACU
Molecule: messenger RNA, 1299 nt
Organism: Onychostoma macrolepis
Lineage: Eukaryota; Metazoa; Chordata; Actinopteri; Cypriniformes; Cyprinidae
Gene: rerglb
Product: RERG/RAS-like b
Exons: 5
Coding region: 174-815 (213 amino acids)
Molecular function (GO): GTPase activity; GTP binding
Source: RefSeq, a predicted model, not a curated record